AUUCUUUACCAACCGGACAGCGCCAUCACUCAAGACUGCAUUAAGGCUACAUCCAUCUUUCUCUUAAGCUAGUACACCGGUAGUCUUAUUUUCUCACAAUGCCUUUCUCUGAAUUGUAUUUUAAUGUGGAUAAUGGUUAUCUGGAGGGGCUGGUGAGAGGUUUUAAGGCUGGUAUUUUAUCUCAGGCGGAUUAUUUGAAUCUCGUUCAGUGUGAAACUCUGGAAGACCUGAAGCUUCACUUGCAGAGCACGGACUAUGGAAGCUUCCUGGCCAAUGAAGCCUCUCCCCUCACUGUCUCCGUCAUUGAUGACAAGCUGAAAGAGAAGAUGGUGGUUGAGUUCCGGCAUAUGAGGAACCAGUCCUAUGAGCCUCUGGCCAGCUUCAUGGAUUUCAUCACAUACAGCUAUAUGAUUGACAACGUCAUCCUUUUGAUCACUGGAACUCUCCAUCAGCGGGCCAUUUCAGAGCUGGUGCCCAAGUGCCAUCCACUUGGCAGCUUUGAACAGAUGGAGGCCGUUAACAUCGCCCAAACUCCAGCAGAGCUCUAUAAUGCCAUCCUGGUGGAUACACCUCUUGCUGCUUUCUUUCAGGACUGCAUCUCUGAGCAGGAUUUGGAUGAGAUGAACAUUGAAAUCAUUCGCAACACUCUUUACAAGGCUUAUCUAGAAGCUUUCUACAAGUUCUGCACUUCACUGGGUGGCACGACCGCAGAUACCAUGUGCCCAAUUCUGGAGUUUGAGGCAGACAGAAGAGCUUUCAUCAUUACCAUUAACUCCUUUGGUACGGAGCUCUCCAAAGAAGACCGAGCUAAACUCUUCCCACACUGUGGCAAGCUCUACCCAGAGGGUCUUGCACAGCUAGCCCGCGCAGAUGAUUACGAGCAGGUCAAAGCUGUGGCUGAAUACUACCCUGAAUACAAGCUUCUCUUUGAGGGUGCUGGUAGCAACCCAGGAGACAAAACCCUUGAGGAUCGCUUUUUUGAACAUGAGGUGAAACUCAAUAAGCUGGCCUUCCUGAAUCAGUUUCAUUUCAGCGUGUUCUAUGCCUACGUCAAGUUGAAGGAGCAAGAGUGCCGAAACAUUGUGUGGAUUGCCGAGUGUAUUGCCCAAAGGCAUCGGGCUAAGAUUGACAACUACAUCCCCAUAUUCUAAUG
This is a messenger RNA of Cyprinus carpio (common carp), 1153 nucleotides long. Its product is annotated as V-type proton ATPase subunit d 1. Lineage: Eukaryota; Metazoa; Chordata; Actinopteri; Cypriniformes; Cyprinidae. Gene Ontology annotation, biological process: vacuolar transport; proton transmembrane transport; vacuolar acidification. Gene Ontology annotation, cellular component: vacuolar proton-transporting V-type ATPase complex; proton-transporting V-type ATPase, V0 domain; lysosomal membrane. Gene Ontology annotation, molecular function: proton-transporting ATPase activity, rotational mechanism. The record is from RefSeq and is a predicted model, not a curated record.